Quercus robur (English oak) is the source of this 1608-nucleotide messenger RNA. RefSeq names its product F-box/LRR-repeat protein At3g58900-like. NCBI's taxonomy places the organism in Eukaryota, Viridiplantae, Streptophyta, Magnoliopsida, Fagales, Fagaceae. Bases 168 to 1481 code for a protein of 437 amino acids. Gene Ontology annotation, molecular function: protein binding. The record is from RefSeq and is a predicted model, not a curated record. The transcript is spliced from 4 exons.
UGUGCAACGAUGCCGUUUCACCAGAACUCAAAAUCCCAUUCCAAAAUAACAUCAAUACCAAGAGUCCCAGACAGCUCCACCGUCGACGGCUCCACCUCGACCAGAUCAGGUCCAAGGCGACGGCGACGGCGACUGUGAAUUUCUUUGGUCUUUCUCUCUAACUUGUGAUGAAAAUGAACAAUUUCGACAUGGAUCGGUUAAGUGAAUUGCCGGAUGAUAUUCUUGUUCCAAUUCUGUCAGUGUUGACAUUGAAAGAAGCAGGGAGGACAAGUGUUUUAUCUAAAAGGUGGAGAUAUCUGUGGACAUUUACGACUGGUAGCUUGGACUUUGAUGGGGAGGGAUUGGUUAAAACGUCUUUAAAAUUUAGAAGGCGUAGCUUUGUUAAAAUGGUGAACCACGUAUUGAAAUUGCAUCAAGGUCAUACUAUAGAUGAGUUUAGAGUUUGUUUUGAUGUGAAUGGAAUGAAAUUCAAGUCUGAAAUUGACAAUUGGAUAAGCUUUUCAUUGAGAAAGAAAGUUAAAAGACUUUUGUUGGAGUUCAAACCUAUUAUGUCAGACUUUCGUUAUACUCUUACUAUGAAAUUUCUUCAUGAAAGCUCUUCAAAUCUAUUAUGUGGGGAUUUCCUAACAGACCUCUGUUUGAGCAAUGUGGAAGUGACUGGAGAAGUUCUUGACUGUGUUUUAUCUAAUUGUCCAUCCAUCGAAGUGUUACGUGUGGAAGGCUCACAAUCUCUGGUGGAGUUUAAGCCUUCUUGCCCUUUGCUCAAGUUAAAGCAUUUAAUGAUAUUGUGCUGCAGCUUUCUUAGAAUUGUCGAAAUUUCUGCUAUAAAUCUUGUGUCAUUCAAAUAUUGUGGGAAGGCAACAAGGAUGCUUCUAGGGGAUGUUCCUAAUCUUGUUGAGAUGUAUUUGUCAUUUCAAUAUUCUGACAUUCUAGUUGACAAUCGUAUCCUGCCUUCACAUUAUUUCCCUCAACUGGAGACAGUUAUAAAUAAUCUUCUGGAGAUAUCUUUGUCAUUUCAGUAUUCUGACAUGCUAGACAAUAUUAUCCUGAAUUCAUGUUAUUUCUCUCUACUGGAGACACUUUUUCUAGAAUUACCUGCUAUGGUUGAAAGCCUCCAUUUUUGCUCUUCCUUGCUGAAUGCCUCCCCUGUAUUGCACAAAUUUACAAUCAAGUUGAUAGGGCUUGAGGAUGUAGCUGCGGAAGGAAACAGAACGGUGACGAGGGAUGAAUAUCCACACCAAUGCCUCAAGGUGUUUGAAUUGAUCGGUUUUGUUGGUUGUGCAAUUGACAUGGAGCUUGCCAUGUACAUAAUCAACAAUGUUGUGUCGUUGGAGAAGAUUAUUAUUGAUACACGAAGUCCAGAUGUGGAGGAAAUGCUACUCGAUUAUAGGGAUCAUGAGAAGAAUUUAGCAGCUAUUACUUGUGCGAGGCAACUAGAAACAAGAUUACCUCUAGGGGUGGAAUUGGUGAUAUUGUCAUAGUUUUGUAAAAUAACCUUUUUAGUGACUAAUAAGUGAGCUUAGGGAAAAAAUGAGUUUAAGUUCAACUUGGCAAGGUUAAUCACAUUAAUGCAUUGGUGGUGCAUAUCAUGCUGUGCAUUUUGGUUUU